This is a messenger RNA of Meleagris gallopavo (turkey), 648 nucleotides long. RefSeq names its product carbonic anhydrase 3-like. Gene Ontology annotation, molecular function: zinc ion binding; carbonate dehydratase activity. Gene Ontology annotation, cellular component: cytosol; cytoplasm. The record is from RefSeq and is a predicted model, not a curated record. NCBI's taxonomy places the organism in Eukaryota, Metazoa, Chordata, Aves, Galliformes, Phasianidae.
CCGGAGCUGCCGAGGGGCGCCAAGGGGCAGCGCGGCGCGAUGAUCAACCCCAACUAUUACCCGUGGGGCUACGACGACGACAACGGACCAGAUCAAUGGCACAAAAAUUACCCUACUGCCAAAGGACGCCAUCAGUCCCCCAUUGAGAUCAAUAACAAAGAAGUGCACUAUGACCGCUCCCUGCUGCCCUGGUUUGCUAGUUACGAUCCUGGUGCAGCGAAGACCAUCCUCAAUAAUGGGAAAACCUGCAGAGUUGUGUUUGAUGAUUCUUUUGAUAGAUCAGUGUUGAGAGGUGGGCCACUUCAGGGUGUCUACCGGCUGCGUCAGCUUCACUUUCACUGGGGUUCAUCUGAUGACCAUGGCUCUGAGCAUGUUGUGAAUGGAGUGAGAUAUGCAGGAGAGCUACAUUUGUUACACUGGAAUCCAAAAUACAGUAAUUACCUUGAUGCUGUGAGAAGAACAGAUGGUAUAGCUGUUUUGGCCAUUUUUUUGCAAGUAGGAAAAACACCCAAACCAGAGAUGAAAAGAAUUCUUGAAGAAAUAAAUGCUAUCAAAACAAAGGUAACAAUGUUGGACUGUUUUAAUAAGAAGAUUGCUGGGAAUUCUCAGGAUGAAAAAAAUCAGGAAGCAUGACUUUGUAGUUUUCAG